AUGUCUCCCUCCCAUCACGAUUUCUUUGCGACUGUUCUAAAUCCCGGACCAACACCAGUCAAGUGCGCUUCCCCACGGUCCGAAAACAAAGAACCUGGCGCUAUUGGAGGCCUCGAGUCCUACGGGGCUAUUUUCAAAAGCAAAAUCACUCGAGACCUUAUUCGGGCUGAUCUUGACAAUGAAAGCCUUCAAGACGCCUUGGCCAUCCUCCUAUUUCCUAUCGCUGAACAAAAUGCAGCCGUGCCAUGCCUUAUGGACCAGUGGGCAGCGCACAAGAUACGCGAUCCUUUUCUCGACAUGAGAGAAGAGAACUAUGAUCUCUUUGCCCAUAUACGGAAGUUUUACUUUUUCACGUUGAGAUAUAUCCAGGAUUAUAUGAUUAAGGCAACAUCGUAUUAUCUCCCGCGAGCAUACUGUGGGCUCCCGCGUCUUUCAGACUACGGAACGUUCUUCAAAAACGAAUAUCUUCAGAGCGAUUUUGAUAUGGGCUCUUUUGGUGUGCUUCUCUCAUGGGAAGAUGAAGCCCUUCGGUGUGUUCAAGAAUAUGUUUCAGGUCUAUAUGCAGCCCACUACGCCCAAUGGAACGGUAUCCGACUACCAAAUGAUCGUACAGCUGAUGACCCUUCACAUCUAUCAUUCCCACCAGGACUCAGACCUGACUACCAUUCGUUCUCAAGGUUGGAAUGGACAAAGUUUCAGGCUAAAAAGUGGUCUGUACCUGAAUUGCUAAUUUACAAGCUUGAAGAGUAUGGCUUCACCCUUUUGACAGAUCUUGUACUCGACGCAAAGAAAGCCAAAGAGCAUCGACAGGGGUCAGAACUACUCUGGAAUUUUCUAUGCGGGCUCAAAGAUCUGGAUUGCAGCAAGCCGGACGAUGUGCAUGGGAUGUGUGCAACUACGCUUUGGGAAGACACGGAAAACGGGAGAAACGUUCCUGAUCUUUGUGCCCGGAUGAUAUGGCAGCACGAUUGUAUCACUGUUGAGGCCUUGGAAGGUUACAGACAACGCGCCUAG
Fusarium graminearum PH-1 is the source of this 1014-nucleotide messenger RNA. RefSeq lists its product as uncharacterized. The coding region runs from base 1 to 1014 and encodes 337 amino acids. Lineage: Eukaryota; Fungi; Ascomycota; Sordariomycetes; Hypocreales; Nectriaceae. The transcript is spliced from 2 exons. The record is from RefSeq and is a predicted model, not a curated record.